AUGAAGGGAGCACUCCUCUUUUCCGCCGCGGCCGCCAUAGCUGGCUCGGCUCUCGCCCACGUCGGCCAUCCACAGCACAACGCUUUCCACCAGCGUCGUGCCUACCCGGCCUCUCCCAUCCCCAGCGACAGUACCUCCGAGGCUUCUCCUGCGCCAACCAGCAGUGACUGCGAGGCUUCGUCCAUUCCCCAGGUUACCUCAUACGAAGUGUCUGCUAUUCCAACCACCACUGGUUUUGAGGUGUCGCCUAUUCCCAACACCACUGGUGGUUAUGAGGUAUCGCCGAUUCCCAGCGAUAGCCCCGAGGAACAUGGUGAUGAUGAUGACUGUGCUUGUAUCACCAAGGUCAUCACUUACUAUGGGGAGCCAAGUGAGGUCGAAGAGUUGACUACCACCAUAAAAACCACCAGCACCAACACCAAGACCGUCACCGUCACCCCUGAGCCGGCGCUUCCCACUCCCUCAGUCACGGUGUUCCCCACCCCGGGAACCUAUAUCAUCCCAGAAACGACUAUCAUUGUGACCAAGGAGACCACUGUCUGCGCGGCCACCAGCACCGCUGUUUCUCCUGGUGAGCAUACAUACGGCGGUGUCACCACCGUUGUCACGACUGCAACCACCGUCACCUGCAACAUUGCUGUCACCAAACCCGCUGGCGAGACUGUCACCAGCGUCAUUGAGCAGACCACAUAUGUUUGCCCCUCCGCUGGCACCUAUACCGUUGCUCCUUCCACCACCAGUGUUGCCGCGAGCACUGUCUUUGUCUACCCAACCCCUGCCACAUAUACUACUGGAACCUACACUCAACCCGCACAAACCGUGACUGUCACCGAGACCAACUACGUCUAUAUCUGUCCCGCCGCUACUGGAAACAACCCCGCCCCAACCGCUUAUCCUACCUCCCAGCCUCCACCGCCCAAGGAACAGCCCAAGGAGCAACCCAAGCAGCCAGAGCAGAAAACUCCAGCGGAGCAAGAACCCCCAGUUCUUGGUGGCGGUGAAAAAUGGGGUAUGACUUACUCUCCAUACACCAAUGACGGGCAGUGCAAGGGCGCUGUUGCCGUAGCUGCCGAUAUCGCCCUGAUCAAGCUCAAGGGCUUCCACAACGUCCGUGUCUAUGCCACAGAUUGCGACACCCUACAGAACGUUGGUAACGCUUGCAAGCUGAACGGCCUGAGAAUGAUCCUCGGUGUUUUUGUAUCUUCCAAGGGGAUCCAGGAUGCCAAGAAUCAAGUCGACGACAUUGUCAAAUGGGGUCAAUUCGACACAGUCGACUCAUCGUUGUCGGUACGAGCGCUCAAUCAAGGUACCGCCACCCCGGGCUCCCUUGCUGAGCUCCUCGAUUACGCCAGGGGCUGCUUCAAGGGUGACGGCUACAAUGGUCCAAUCACCACUACUGCGCCCCAGAACAAAUGGCAGGAAGCCGGUCAAGAUCUUAACCAGAUGACGAUCCUCGGAGACAUUUGCCCAGGCAAGGAAACCAUCAACCUGGAGACUGGCUGGCCCAGCGGCGGUUCUAGCAACGGCAAGGCCAUUGCUUCCCCUGAGGCUCAGGCGACCGCCAUCAAAUCCAUCGUCAAGGUAGUAGGAUCCAAGUCUGUGUUUUUCUCGUUCACGAACGAUCUCUGGAAAAACCCAGGCUACCUGGGCGUUGAGCAAUUCUGGGGAUGCGGUGAUCUCUUUUAA
Molecule: messenger RNA, 1686 nt
Organism: Histoplasma mississippiense
Lineage: Eukaryota; Fungi; Ascomycota; Eurotiomycetes; Onygenales; Ajellomycetaceae
Exons: 3
Coding region: 1-1686 (561 amino acids)
Biological process (GO): cell wall organization
Cellular component (GO): cell surface; extracellular region; fungal-type cell wall
Molecular function (GO): glucan endo-1,3-beta-D-glucosidase activity; 1,3-beta-glucanosyltransferase activity
Source: RefSeq, a predicted model, not a curated record